Molecule: messenger RNA, 1941 nt
Organism: Oncorhynchus tshawytscha (Chinook salmon)
Lineage: Eukaryota; Metazoa; Chordata; Actinopteri; Salmoniformes; Salmonidae
Product: predicted GPI-anchored protein 23
Exons: 10
Coding region: 847-1854 (335 amino acids)
Biological process (GO): apoptotic signaling pathway
Cellular component (GO): membrane; mitochondrion
Source: RefSeq, a predicted model, not a curated record
UGCAGGAUACCUCUUUUGGUUUCCCUGACUUCUGUUUUUUUUAAUACUGUGUUAUGCUUGUUUGUGUAGCACUCCUCACAGGAUGUUUGGUGUACGUUUUCUGGGGGGUAGAAUUAGAAUCAGAAUUGCAACACAAGAUUAGUCCAUAAUUGUAUGUUCACAGAUUAAAUUUAAUGUUUAUGUUUCAUGUUUCACACAUGGCUUUUCUUACAAUCCCAACAAUUUAAGUAUGGGUUUUCUUACGACCCUAACGAUUCAACCUUUUGGCAGCUACCUGGCUCCAUACAUAAUCCUACCUCUCCCCGUUUUCCAGUCGUUCAGUACAGCACUGUUUCCUAUCAAUUGAAUGUCCCAGAACGUACAAAAGUAUUGAACUCAGCCAACUACAAUUUAGCUUUCUGCCACAUGCAAGUAAAUCGACGCUUUUCAUUGGCUGAUAUGCAUUUUUAACUGGAGAAUCCAUUUAACUUUAAAUUGUUGCUUAUGUUCGCAAGUACGUCACUGAGGUCUCUUAGUUAUGUCCAACGUUAUCAAUGAACAAUGCAUGUUUUUCUUGACCAAAUGCGACACAAUCCCAUUGCCUUCCAGUCAAAAAACUACACUAACCGCAUUAUCUGCAUUGCGUCUUAUUUCACCCAGGACAAAGUGCAGAGUUGUGUCUCUCGCUUCACAUCUGCGACUCCUACACUCACUUCCCUGAAAUGGAAACUGGGCGGAGAUCUCGUUCCUGAAGCUCGAAAGUGAAAGUAUAAGAAGCAUUAUAGAAGGCUUGAUGCUUUUUGUAGCUUGAUGGUUAACAUUAUCACAGGUUUGUAAACCGUGUAAGGCUUAUCAUUAUCGUAACCUAUGUGGGCUGUACAUGGACCAAUGAGAUUGCGCGCAUGUCGGCCCCUUCCUCAACUGUUCAUCGAGUGUGUGCCACGGACACCACCAUUUUUGAUCAAUGCUCAGGAGCCUCAGGACUGUCAGGACUGUCAGCCUCGGGACUGUCAGGAGCCUCGGGACUGUCAGGAGCCUCGGGACUGUCAGGAGCCUCGGGACCCAGAUGAUUCACAAAGAAUCAAACAGAACAGAAAAAGGAUGAUCAUUACAGGAGCAGCAGCAACCGUGGGAGCAACUGCAGCAGUGUUGGGGGCACCAGUAGCCCUGGGAGUGGCAGGUUUGACUACUGUUGGGGUUGCUGCUGGAGCAACUGCAGGGGGCGCCGCAAUAGGAACGGGUACAAUUGCUGCAGCAGCAACAGCAACAGUGGGAGCAGUUGCGGCAGUGGCAAUGGCACCAGUUGUCCUAGGAGCGAUAGGAUUCACUGCUGGUGGGAUUGCUGCUGGAUCAUAUGCAGCAAGCAUGAUGUCUGCAGCAGCUGUGGUAAAUGGAGGUGGGGUAGCAGCAGGGGGUCUUGUUGCUGCUCUACAGUCAGCAGGUGCUGCAGGGCUUUCAGGAGCGGCUACAGCGGCGGUGGGAGGUGCUGGAGCUGCGAUUAGUGGAGCCUUGGGAUGGGGGGCCGCAGGAGCAGGGUUCUCAGGAGCGGCAGCAGCUACUACAGCAGCUACGGCAGGUGCUGCAGGGCUCUCUGCAACGGCUACAGCAGCCGCGGGAGGUGUUGGAGCAGCAGUUGGGGGAACAGCAGGAUGGCUGGCCUCAAGGACAAGGACACCUGAAAAGGAGGAAGGAAAAGAUACAGGAGCAGCUACAGCAGCUGCUGCAGGAGGUCUUCCUCUAGGUGCCACAGGAGAGGCUACAAAGGCUGUGGGAGGUGUUAGAGCAGCAGUUGUUGGAGCGUCUGAAGGGGAGGGAGGAGUCGAGGAGAGAGAGCUUUCAGGAACGACUACAGCAGCUGCAGAAGUCUUCAUCUAGGUGCUGCAGGGCUUUCAGGAGAGGCUACAGCAGCUGUGGGUCGUGUUAAAACAGCAGUUGGUGGAGCGGCGGGUUGGCUGUUCUCAA